AUGCUCGUACGUUCACUGGUGGCACGUUCUGCAUUACAAGUGACACAGAAACGUGGCUUGAUCUUCUCGGCGUUGGCUACGGCGCUUGGCUCCUUGGCUUUCAAUGAGAACAAUCGUCUCGCAUCCAAAAUGGAACGUGGAGAACUUCACUACCACGACGUCAAUGAGGAUAUGAACAGACAGAAAAUCAAACCUGGUGAAAACAAGUACUUCAAGAGAAGGGAACCCGAAUAUCCGGGUCACAUUCCACUUUAUGGCAUAGAGAAGUUGAUGAUGUUCUUGGGUUCCGGAAUUGGAUCGUACUUCCAUCCAGAAAAGAACAUGAAUAUCGUGGCACUUGGAGAAUCGACGGCCAUCACCCCAGUCUUGCGUAGGCUCCAAAAGCAGAUGUUAUCCGACCCGGUUGGACGGCAGAUUUUGCGUGAGCGCCCAAGAAUCACCAGCACCUCAUUGAACUUGGAGCAUUUGAGGUCGCUUCCUAAGAAUUCGGUUGGCCGUACCUACGUAGAAUGGCUCGACCGUGAAGGCGUUUCACCCGACACAAGAGUACCUGUGCGUUACAUUGACAACGAGGAGUUAGCAUACAUUUACCAGAGAUACAGAGAGUGCCACGACUUCUACCAUGCAAUUACUGGGUUGCCCAUCAUUAUUGAGGGUGAGAUUGCUGUUAAGGUGUUGGAGUUUAUGAACAUGGGCAUUAUAAUGCCAGGACUCGGGGCACUUUUGGCACCCUUGCGCUUAAAGCCUUCGCAAAGAGAACGGUUGUACAAUAUCUACUAUCCAUGGGCAUUUAGAAGCGGGCUCAACUCCAAGCCAUUAAUUAACGUCUACUGGGAAAAUAUUCUCGAGCAGGAUGUGGACGCGGUCCGUAAGACGGUGGGGAUCGAGCAGCCUCCAGACUUGAGGAACUUGCGCAAGGAAUAUUUUGCCAAGUUGAAAAAACUCAAGAAGGUGUAG
This is a messenger RNA of Sungouiella intermedia, 957 nucleotides long. Lineage: Eukaryota; Fungi; Ascomycota; Pichiomycetes; Serinales; Metschnikowiaceae. The record is from the annotation of a GenBank genome assembly.